This is a messenger RNA of Dimorphilus gyrociliatus, 994 nucleotides long. NCBI's taxonomy places the organism in Eukaryota, Metazoa, Annelida, Polychaeta, Dinophilidae. The record is from the annotation of a GenBank genome assembly.
AAUGGAAUAUUUUCCAACGGUCGAAGAACAAGAUAGCGGAAGUUCGCAGGUUCGAAAUAUUUCGAAUCCAAUACAGGAAGUCGAAAGUUCUUCGAAACAACUUGAUCCUAGAAUCAAAAACUUAAGAAUGAUCGCUAAAUGCACCAACUCUCCAAAUCAACUGGAAACUACUAUCCAAGGGACCAACAUGGUCAAUCUAGCAAUGUUUGAAGAGAAAUUGGAUGAACAGUCAAGGGCAUUCGAAGAAUCAAAUACUCAGAAUAAAGCAAGAAUGGACCAACUCAUUCAACUGGUCAACUCUAUCAAGUUCAAUUCCUCCAAUAAAAAUCUGUCAAAUUCCAGCGAUGCCUCAGAAAUGGAACAUUUUCCAAUGGUCAAAGAACAAGAUGGCAGAAGUUUGCAGGUUCGGAAUACUUCAAAUCCAAUACAGGAAGUCGAAAGUGCUUCGAAACAACUUAAUCCUAGAAUCGAAAAUUUAAGGAACAAAAAGGUUACCAUAUCAGAAAUGUUCAGUGGUACCAAUUUCCAAGAUUUUUGUAGGAACAAUAUUGUUCCACUGUUAGAAUCCGACAUUACCAAAUCGGAAAAAUGUCAGAUUUUAAAGAAAUGGAUACUUGAGGGGACAAAUUGUGUUCAGACAUUAGAUUAUGUUUACAGUGAUAUAUCUUCACAUGGAUGUAAUUUGGUACAACAAAUUCUGGACAAAAAGGAUCCAUUCCAACCUCAAAUGAUGUCUGAUUGGGUCGAAUUUAGGACUCUCCUUGCGUUAUUAAACACGUCAACUUAUGAAAGUCAAUUGAAAUUCGAAAGACUUCGACAGUUUUCCAAGAGAUUACCUUAUGAAAUCCAAUCCCUAGUCAUUCAGUACAUUAACCAAUACCUUGACGAUUUUGGUUCAAUCGUAAUUAAAUUAAGACAAUACAUAUCAAGAGUUGUCAAUGAUUCCCGCGAAUACAGAAACAAGCAUCAUAGCUUCAAAUAUGACAAAGGAUGA